AUGUCUGUUUUAAAGAUGAUUAUGCUAAGUUUGUGGAAUCUGCAGUAAAAAAUUUGUGCCAAUCUUUAUGUAGAGAGUAAAUCCAAAAGAAAUUAGAUAUAAAAAUUAUAUGAAAGGUAUUUUGUUGUUCAAAAUUCAAAAGAUGUUGGAACAUAUUGA
Paramecium sonneborni is the source of this 159-nucleotide messenger RNA. The record is from the annotation of a GenBank genome assembly. Lineage: Eukaryota; Ciliophora; Oligohymenophorea; Peniculida; Parameciidae.